CAUUUUUAGUAAACAGACGUGAGAGUAAAGAGGGUGGGGAACUGGUGAUGACAUUUCCCACUUUAAUCAAAGUGGAAGAAUUUUAGGAUAUCGAAUUUGUGUGUGUAAGAUGGACAGCUAUACUCCAAAUGUCACACAGCACAUAGAAGCCCUAGGGGGUUGGGUUUCUGUAGGAUAUAUUGGAGUAGUCACUUCUUCCCUUUUGCUUUGUCUCUACAUGUACAAUGUGUUCAUUUUUAUUAAGAAGAACCCAUCGUGGGCGAGAAGACACCAAGCCUGGAUUACGUCCCUUCCAAUGGCAAUCUCAUUUAUUUCAUUGGCAUCGUUUUUCGUCCCUCGAGCCACCAUUAUGUGUGAGACCAUCAAAUUCAUAUACAUGUCGUUUAUUAUGGUGCAGUUCUUUGAAACUGUAAUCGUAAUUGGCGGAGGCGAGGAGGUUCUACUAAGGGUCCAAAAUGGCAAUAAGUGGUAUGUGAUUACAUUCUCGCUCUUCUGCAAACAACUGCAGUUCAUUCAAUUCAACAUAACCAAAAAUCGGCUGCGCAUAAUUGGUGGGCUGAUCUAUCAGGCCUUCGUCUCCCAGCUGAUAUUAACAUUUAUAGUGGCCAUUCUGGAAAUCGCGGAAGUCCUGCGACGUGAUACGGGCGAUGCAAUCUUUCGGUUUUUUCUUAUUCUGAACGUGUUGAGCUCUACUCUCGGAUUGGUGUUUUUCAAUGCUCUCAAUGUUGGUCUCAGUGCUCAUCUCAACUCGAACUGGCCAAAGUUUACGAAAAAAUAUUACGCCCUAUUUUACUUCAUCUGUGUCCAAAGGGCUCAUAGCCUUUUCAUCAGCGUUUUUAAUUUGUUCAAUGUCGAGUCGCCAAUUCUUACAUGGACAACAAUCGACGCGGCGGCAUCAAUGCUUGAAGCUUUCAUUUUUGGCAUAGUCUUUUUCUUGUUCUUUAAAGUCGUCGUUGUAAAACUGGACUAGGAAAAUACUUCCAAAAAUGAUUCAUUUCUUGUUUGUACAAUCAGCCCGACAGUCAGCCACCUCCAAUUAAGGAAGCGAUGACUUGGCAUCCAAAGCCACAAAUUAAGGCGACUUUGAACAACUCAAUUGCUCAGGCAAUCGCCGUUAAUUCUGUUUAUAUUUCUUUUGAGUUAGUAUUACUUGCUAAAAAUGUUAAAUAAUAAAAAGACAAACAAAUGA
Molecule: messenger RNA, 1189 nt
Organism: Daphnia pulicaria
Lineage: Eukaryota; Metazoa; Arthropoda; Branchiopoda; Diplostraca; Daphniidae
Exons: 7
Coding region: 110-970 (286 amino acids)
Source: RefSeq, a predicted model, not a curated record